Molecule: messenger RNA, 1194 nt
Organism: Dracunculus medinensis (Guinea worm)
Lineage: Eukaryota; Metazoa; Nematoda; Chromadorea; Rhabditida; Dracunculidae
Source: the annotation of a GenBank genome assembly
UGCGACGAAAUACAAUCAUAUAUAAUUCAGGAUAAACUUUUAAAAAACUGGUGCGAUGAAGUUGCCAAAGAAAUCUGGGAACAAAAACCGGAAUUCGCCGUAAUACAUGUGCAAGGAUUACGGGAAGCAUCAAAUCCAGAUGCGUUAGCAAGUAAAUUAAUUAAUUGUUUAAUAAAUGAUUCGAUGGAGAUUCAAAGACAAUUUCCAACAAGUCGAGCAUAUUUUGAUACAGCUGAGACGGGCCUUGGUUCGAUAUAUUUGUUUCGAUCACACACUGAAAUAAAAUCAUUUGAUCGUUACAGUAAUAGUGGUUACAAUACUUUACGAGUCGGUCAUCAGUGCGACAUUGGAACACCCAAUUCCAAUGAGUACAUUACUAACAGAUUUGACAAUAGAGCACAAUCAUAUUCGUCAAGAUAUCAUAAUAGUUUAUAUCACAAUGAUGGUAAUAUUCAAACAGGAUAUAUGUUGGCAAGAUUCCGCAUUUAUGGAAGAGAUUUCACUUUUGUUAACUUAUGCCUUCAUGCUGUACCUUUUGAAGAUAUUAAUGAAAUUAUUGAACAGCCAGAAACAACGAAAGCAGCACAACUGCGUCGCCAACAAAUUGAUAUUCUACUUAAAGAAUUGGAAUCGGAAGGUCUUAAAGAUGAUUCGAUACUUGUUGCUGGAGCUUUUAAUGCUCAACUUUUCGAGACAGCUUUGAUUAGUGAUAUGGCACACACACAACGGGCGAAAUCAUAUGCAAAAAAAUCUGAAGAUGGUCGACUUCAAGGAAUCGAGCAACGUGAUCGGCACGGAAGAAGUAUUCUUACGGUAGAAACGCAUCGCUUUGAUCUACAUUCAAUUCACGAUUGGUUCUUCCGGCUUGGAAGAGGUCAAAUGGUCAAAAAAUAUAAUGGAGAACUAGCACAGGUUGUUUUUGGUGGAAAACUCUUGGAGGAAUCCGUUUUCUUUCAGGGAAAUUUGCAGCCAUCACGACAUUAUGGAAAGGAUUCAAAGACAAAUAAGGAAGAAUUCAUGAAAAAUCUCUGUCCAUCAUGGGCUGAUAGGGUUUUAUAUAAUGAAAAAUUGAGUGAUCUAUUCCGACAUGAUUCAUUUUGUGCAUCCGGCUUAUAUUACGGUUUGGUUGCUGAAAAAACAUUUGUUGGCCAACAUAAGCCAGUGGCAUUGCAUGCUACAAUAUGUCUCAAGUAA